UGAUGGACCAGUUCCCCACUCUCCGUCGGAGACGAGUCCUCGUACAGGGUGUUGGCUGUAUAUUGUGGUACUUUUUAGGGCUGAUUCUAUGUACACAGGGAGGAAUAUAUGUGUUUGUUGUGUUGGACUGGUACAUUGCCUUCGGUGUUCCCAUGCUUGCUUUCAUUGAGUGCGUCAUCAUCGGUUGGAUAUACGGAGCUGAACGAUUCUCUCGUGAUGCAGAGUUAAUGCUAGGAAGGGGAAUUCCAGUCCUAAUGAGGAUAGCGUUGACUUUCAUCGCCCCGAGCAUACUUCUGACAAUCGCUGUUUCCACCGUAGCAACAUACAAACCUCCCACGUAUGGUAAAUACAAGUUUCCGUACUACAUAACUAUAUUUGGCUUCCUACUUGGGCUGUCGACACUUGUACCUGUCAUCGUUGGAGCGGUCAAAGCGAUACGGAGUUCUCAAGGAAAAACAUUCCUCAAGAGGGUUGUAAAUGCAAGCAAACCAUCAGAAAACUGGAAACCAGCCUCACGUAAACAUGCCCGAGAUUAUACAUACGAUGAGCUUAGUAACUAUAAAAGCUUCUACAGCAGAAUGAAGCUAAAUAUUUUUGGACCAGGAAACACGGAAAAGUGGAUUUGACACUGGAACUUUAGAACGCAUCAUACCAAGUAACCUCGGAGUCCUGAAACUUAUCAGU
Messenger RNA from Mizuhopecten yessoensis (Yesso scallop), 684 nucleotides. RefSeq names its product sodium- and chloride-dependent glycine transporter 1-like. Gene Ontology annotation, biological process: sodium ion transmembrane transport. Gene Ontology annotation, cellular component: membrane. NCBI's taxonomy places the organism in Eukaryota, Metazoa, Mollusca, Bivalvia, Pectinida, Pectinidae. The coding region runs from base 3 to 626 and encodes 207 amino acids. The transcript has 5 exons. The record is from RefSeq and is a predicted model, not a curated record.